GUGUCCCAUCUGGAUCCCAACAUUGUGGUCCAGAUUUUUUCUCCCUUGGUGACCUCCCAGCGUAUCAUGGCCACGCAGUUCAACAACCCCUACACAUCAGUCACUUGUCAGGAUGGAACAACAGUGGUUUUCCAAGAGUAUGCCGGUUAUUUAUUUGUUGGUGUUGGACAUCAAGAAGAAUGUCAUCUUCAGCGCAUUAUAAGCAUGACUAUACGAAUGGUUCAGUUAGUGGUUGGACCAUGUGUUACCAUACUGAAACGCAGUGCGACAAAAAGUGCACUGCUGGAUAGCCUGUUAGAGGCAUGGCAGCGCUUAUAUUCCAGUGAGCAGAGCUACUUAGUGGAGGCCGUGGAGAGGCUGGUGGUCAACUCCGAACUUUCUGCCGCAGCAGUCAAGGCUCUUGCCUCUGUGGUGGAUAAGAUGAAGGCAGCAAAAGAACUGACCCCAUGCCAUGCCAUGUUUUUUGUUAGGAGCAAGUUACUGGCCCUGUAUUCAAGUCGAAAUGCACAGGAACUAAGUGCAUCAGAUCUUCUCUUUCUUAAUCUUCUUGUGGAAGCAAGCCAAGUAAAGGAGCUUGGGCAAGUAGAGGAGGGUGAAACGGAUAAUGAGAUAAACACAGAAGCAGUAGAUCACAGGAAGGAUGAUGAUGGAAUAGAAGUGGAUAGCAGUGAUUCGGGAGAAUUUUACAGCAUCCCAAGCACACCUUCACAGGGAAGAUAUUUAGGGCUGACUGAAGAUGAGCAAGAAGGAAAGAUCAGAUGCUGUGUAUUACUCCUUCAUACUGAAGUUUGCCAUCUCACACCUCAUCUAGUCCAUUAUGAGACCCUGUCUGAUGGGCUUGCUCUGGUGAUUGUGUCGGAGAUCAACCGCACACAGCUGUCAGUGCAGCUCAUCACAUUACUAACAGGGCUAGAGGAAAUGCUUGCUGGCAAUGUGAACAGUCGUGGCAAAUUGAUCCUGGAUGCUUGUGAUACAGCAGUGAGAAAAUCCCAAGAGUUAGCCAAGAGACUUCCCAGGAGUAAGACAGCAGAACGAAUAGAAAAAGCUCUGCAGCAGGUUCACUACCGAUGGGAGAACGUGAAGAAGAGCGGAGUGGAAGACUGGCUUCGAACUGCAUCAGAUGCUGAAGUUCCAACUCGAGUAGAUGCUUCUCUAACCUCCCUGGUAGAGACUACGCGGGCAGCCUGGCGCACCGCAUGUUUGGCUGUCAGCUCAGCCACUGCAGCACAGCUGGUGGAGUCAGCAGUUGCUCUUGCAGCUGAACGCAUGGGAGACUACUGUCAUUUCUUGGAAGUUAAAGCACUGAGGAAUAUGACAUUAGGCUGCAGAUCAGCUCUAACCAUCAACAAGUAUUUAGAAGAGUUUCCAGGAUUAGUACAUUUCUUGUAUGUUGAUCGUUCCAGUCAUCAGCUGACAUCCCCAACACUGAUUACAGAUGAAGCAGGAGAGAUCAACAAGGAACUGGAAGUGUCAGAAAACGGUGCCAGAGCCUUGACAGUUGCACGGGUCUGGUCAAUGGUGGAGUUUGCCCGUUCACACCUUGCAAAAGGUCAUCUUUCACUCAUGUGGAAAGAUACAACUUUCAGUUAUGCCUAUUUCCUCUGGUUUGAGGACGGUAGUGGCAACCCGCUGAAACCAGGAGAACUUGAUGAGAGUGUCAGUGAGACACUCCCACUACCUGGCGUGUUGUGUGAAGACUUUUACCGCUCCCUUUGCACUCGUGCCUUCCCUGGAAUGGACCCAAACAGGCUGCGUGUGUAUGAACUAUUCUGUAUUCAUCUUGGCCUGGCCACUUCUCCAUGUGUUCUGGAACACACACGCCGAUUGGCAGCCACAAUAUGGGAGGUAACAGGGCCCAUGGAUGCCAACCCUGCUGAUCUUUUGUAAUACUUGUAACUGCUUACAUUGAAGAUGCUGUGAAAAGUAAAUUGAGGUAGUAUUUUUGAAAGAAGUCACAAAGUCAGUCAAUCUCUCUCUUCUGUUUGUCUGUCUUACAUGGUGGAAGGCAGUGGUUCCAAGCUGAUAUUUUCAAAAGAAGUCAGAAAGUCUCUCUCUCUCUCUUUCUCUCUCUCUCUCUCUCUCUCUCUCUCUCUCUCUCUCUCUCUCUCUCUCUCUCUCUCUCUCUCUCUCUCUCUCUCUCUCUCUCUCUCUCUCUCUCUCUCUCCAGGAGUCCGCUACAUGUAUUAGAACUUUCCACUUGACUUGUUCUAUCGUGUCGUGACGCCUAUAGCCGUACCUGGUAUGAUGAGUUGGUUUGUUAUGAUGGCUAUAGGCGUGGCCUGGCAGAUAUGGGAUAAUUGAAAGUCAUUUAACUAAGUAUGCAAGGGAGAUCACUUUCUUUCUAAAGAGACUGUAUAAGGCCACUAUCAUUUAAACAUUCCAGGAUGAAAAGGAGAUUAUGAGUUAAAUAAAUAGUAAUAUUAACUUUUUGGCUACCAGCUUUGAGUUCCUUUUUAGCAGCCUCAUUCAGUAAAUUAUUCAUUUAUGCUGGAGCUUUUUGAAAUUCUAUGGAGGCCCAGAGGCUUUUGUGGAUCACUGACUCGAAAUUUUAGGAACCACUGGUGUAAAGAAAUUACUGUUAGAAGGAAAAGGAGGAGUAGAAAUGACUUUACUUAUUGCUAACAAUUCUUAUCUUUGCUGUAGUUGAGGAUGAAGUAUGAAUGGUUUCAAUAAUUUUUAUGAAUCCUGGUUGAUAGUUUUCCAAUUUAGGUCAUGUAUAGUAAUAAUCUGUAUUGUGUAUUUUAGUGCUAUAAUUUCUGAAAAGUAACUACUUUUUUAAAAAUGAAAAUGUUAAAUUAUGCAGACGAAAGAUACUGACCUUUCAUAUAAAUUAUAACUGAAGUUUUCUAAAUUACUGAGGGUAAUAGCUCAGAAUGAUUUGACUUUGUUGUUUUGUAGUUAUCAUUAAUCAGUAUUAAAGCAAGCCUACUCUUCAUGAAGGUACUGACAUUCAUUGGUAUGGCUGUUUUGAAAGAAUUUUGUAAGCAUGCAACAGUAUAGAACAAAAUCAAUGCAGGCUAAAGGAACAAAAGGUAUUAAUAUAGAAUUAGCUUUAGCUUCCCUAAUUCUACAUCAUCAGGUCCUAGAUGAAAACCAAACUGACAUCCUGUUCUGUAUUUCAUCCUUUUCUGUUGAAAUAUAUUCACAAAUAUAUCUGUUGAAUAGUGAAUCUGUUCAGCACAAAUAGUUAUUCUUGUCUUUCUGUGACAGAAGAGGAAAUUUCUUUUUGAACAGGAAGGAAGCAAAGCAUGCCAUUACUAAGCUCACUUGAGUUCUAUUUAAAUCAAUGCUGAUUUAGAUUUUAUUUUUUAAAAAUAUUUAUUUGCCACAGAUGUAAACAUUCCAUGUGUCUUUCACUUUAACUCAGUAUUAUUAGUUUAAUAGAUUUUGAAGUUUUGAUGAAAUAGCAGAUGAUAAACACAGGUAAUCAGGUAGUGGAAAUGAUAGUAACCAUUUUUUUUUAAGUGAAAUACUUUUACAUGAUUUUUUUUACAAAUGGUUUGGAGAUGACUACAUAUAAUUGUUUUCUGCUGAUAUGAAGAUGAAAUGACCCUAUAGACACCACCACAGAAGAAUGCUGCUCUAUGUAUCAGCUACUAGAGUUGUUCUGAUGCAUUGUCUUAAAAAUUAAUUAUGUGUUGUUUGCUUUAUAUUCUGAAGCAGAAAGUAGUAUUGAGCAAUAAUCUUUUUUUUUUUGAGGUUCUAGAUUUUUCCAUCUACAGUAAUAAAGACUGUGAAGGGAGUUCCUCUUUCAAUUUCUAAGAGGGACCCAUGGUUGGUGUCAGUAUUUCUGACAAUUUCUCACAAGGAAAGUAUAAAGGAUGUUUCACAGUGCUUUGUAACUUGUGUGCCAAAAGCUUUAUUUAUUUUUUAUUUUUUUUGUAUGCUACACAUACAGUCGUGUACAGGGAACUUUUAUUAUACAAAUUUAUUGUACAGUGAGGUGUGUAUUGUAACAUUUGCUAGGAUUUUUAUAAUUUUUUUGUAUACCAUACUGCACACCAGAAGCAUUUUGGUAAUUAUUGCAUGCAUUUGAUUUUGAUGUUUAUAAUUUUGAUGGGGAUGGGACAAAUGCAUGGAUAAAUAGAUACUCGGUACAGACUGUAGUGGGCGGGCUAGUAGGAGAGAAUCAAAGGUUUCCAAUGAUGCAUACCAUUCCUUUCCCCUCUUCCCUCAGAUGUUACUUUAUUGGCAGUACACCGAUAUACAAGCUCUUUCCAGUUUAGUUGCCAUCGUUCAAACUAGUCAUUGAUUUAAGGUUAAUAGUUGAUUGCUGGAUUUGGGUAAUACUGUUGGCUAUCAACAUUUGUGGGGGACAUGAACCAAACUAUUUUAUAUGUUUAAAUCAUUUAUAUAAUUGUUCCCCAAAAGCCUUCUUAUUACAAAAAUUAUAUUGAUAUAUCAUAAUUCCAUAUGUGGAUAUGUACCGGAUUUGACGAUCCGUUUAGAACUGUGCAUAUGUAUUUGAUAUGUGAACAUAUCUGUUAUUAUGUUAAGGCCAUUUGUUAUGUUAUAGUUUUCUUGAAGGAUUUUUAUAUUUUAUUUUUAGCAAUAAUUUCAAUCUCUUAUACCUGCUUUUUUUCAUGCCUUUUGAUAUAUAACUAUGCCAAGAUCUUUAGCUAAUUAGAUCCAUUAAUGUUAAAGGCUGACAGUAUGGACUUAUAAAGAGUAUUUGAAAGAGUUGUCAUAAUAUAUUGUCAUACAUUAUACUGUAAAGCUAAGAGAAUUUAUUAAAAGAUUUGAAUGUA
Molecule: messenger RNA, 4748 nt
Organism: Penaeus indicus
Lineage: Eukaryota; Metazoa; Arthropoda; Malacostraca; Decapoda; Penaeidae
Gene: HPS1
Product: BLOC-3 complex member HPS1-like
Exons: 7
Biological process (GO): vesicle-mediated transport
Cellular component (GO): BLOC-3 complex
Molecular function (GO): guanyl-nucleotide exchange factor activity
Source: RefSeq, a predicted model, not a curated record